Messenger RNA from Amaranthus tricolor (Joseph's coat), 2388 nucleotides. RefSeq lists its product as uncharacterized. Gene Ontology annotation, biological process: peptidyl-serine phosphorylation; intracellular signal transduction. The transcript has 15 exons. NCBI's taxonomy places the organism in Eukaryota, Viridiplantae, Streptophyta, Magnoliopsida, Caryophyllales, Amaranthaceae. The coding region runs from base 362 to 2038 and encodes 558 amino acids. The record is from RefSeq and is a predicted model, not a curated record. Gene Ontology annotation, molecular function: ATP binding; protein serine/threonine kinase activity.
UCUUUGAGGCAAAUUCGGUUAGAGUUGUUAAGUUUUCCCGCCGAAAAAAGUGUAAAAAAUAUCAACUUUGAAAUCAAGAGGAAGAAUAGAGAUCAUGCGGGCAAAGAGGAACACUGAAUCUUUCGUGGUCGCUUUCUCCGAUUUCUUCGUUUUUCUGAAAUCCCUUCUUUUUUUUCUCUAUCUUCACCAUUUUUUCUUCUCCGAUUUCAGGUUUUCGUGGGCCGACGAUCGCUGCAUUAACUUACGGUCUGCGUAAUUCAAUACGGGAACUUGAAAUUUACAUAUAGCAUUUUGUGCAAUGCGGUUGGCAUUUGGAUUGACUUACUUCACUAGUUAAAGAUGAGGAGGUUGACUCAGUGAUAUGGAUUCGGCUAAGAGUUGGUUCAAUAAGCUUCAGCCCCGUGAUAAAUUGAGGUCCGCGUCCAAAAAGAAGGAUUCUGGGAUGGGGGGCAAGGAAGACUGGACUCCAAUUGUUGACGAAGAUACACCAUCAAAUAUCACACAGCAAAGGGUUGCAGCGGCAAAGCAAUAUAUUGAGAAACAUUACAAGGAGCAAACGAGGAAUCUGCAAGAGAGGAGAGAACGUCGGAGUGUAUUAGAGAGGAAGUUGGCUGAUGCUGAUGUGUCUGAGGAAGAUCAGAACAAUCUAUUAAAGUUUUUGGAGAAGAAAGAAACUGAGUAUAUGCGCCUUAAAAGGCAUAAAAUGGGUGCUGAUGAUUUUGAGCUGUUGACAAUGAUUGGGAAGGGUGCAUUUGGUGAGGUCAAAGUUUGCAGGGAAAAAACAACAGGAAGUGUAUAUGCUAUGAAAAAGCUCAAAAAGUCGGAGAUGCUUCGACGUGGACAGGUCGAACAUGUAAAAGCUGAAAGGAAUCUUCUUGCAGAAGUUGACAGCAAUUGCAUUGUAAAGCUUUACUGUUCAUUCCAAGAUGAGGAAUACUUGUAUCUCAUUAUGGAGUAUCUUCCUGGUGGGGAUAUGAUGACUUUACUCAUUAGAAAGGAUACAUUAACAGAUGAUGAGGCAAGAUUUUAUGUUGCAGAAACAGUUUUGGCUGUUGAAUCAAUCCACAAGCACAACUACAUCCAUAGAGACAUUAAACCUGAUAACUUGCUGCUUGAUAAAUUUGGGCACUUGAGAUUGUCGGACUUUGGACUUUGUAAACCAUUAGACUGUAGUACUCUUGAAGAAAAGGAUUUUGAAGUUCAGAGUGGAAGUGGAGGUUCUCCAACUGAUGAUGGCUCUACAAAACUGAGACGCACUCAGCAAGAGCAACUGCAACACUGGCAGAAGAAUCGACGAAGGCUUGCUUAUUCUACUGUUGGUACACCUGAUUAUAUUGCACCCGAAGUUCUUUUGAAGAAGGGUUAUGGAAUGGAAUGUGAUUGGUGGUCACUUGGGGCAAUAAUGUUUGAAAUGCUUGUAGGAUAUCCACCUUUUUACUCAGAUGACCCCAUGACAACAUGUAGGAAGAUAGUGAACUGGAGGACUCAUUUGAAGUUCCCUGAGGAAGCAAGGAUAUCUCCAGAAGCAACAGAUCUUAUCAGUAAACUGUUGUGCAAUGUUAAUCAGAGACUUGGAUUAAAUGGUGCUGAUGAAAUAAAGGUUCAUCCUUGGUUUAACGGCAUUGAUUGGGAGAGGAUAUAUCAAAUGGAAGCUGCUUUUAUCCCUGAGGUCAACAAUGAGUUGGACACUCAGAAUUUUGAGAAGUUUGAUGAGGCUGAUCAUCAAUCUCAAACAUCAUCGAAAUCAGGUCCAUGGAGGAAGAUGCUUUCAUCCAAGGACUUGAAUUUUGUGGGAUACACUUACAAGAACUUCAAAAUUGUGAAUGAUUAUCAAGUUCCAGGCAUUGCUGAACUGAAGAAGAAAGACAAGCCUAAAAGGCCAACGAUCAAAUCGCUCUUUGAGAACGAGUCAUCAGAUUCAUCAGAAGCUACAACUAGUAGUGAUCAAUCUGUUCAAGGGAGUUUCUUGAAUCUCUUGCCUCCCCAAUCAGAAGUUUCUCAGAAUCAAACCGAUAGUCUAUUGAUAAACUCUUCCUAGAUACUCUCGGAAGCAUCAGGUGGCCAACAAGUAGGAUAAGUUCUUAUAACAUCAGGUCAGUUUAUGACAGUAAUCCUUGUUGCAUUGCAAUUUGCAACAUUUGGGAAUACACUCAAAGGAGUAGAAUAAGGAUAGCGUUUUCUCAAGCUAAUUUUUGACUUGGGUCCUUUGAUAUCCAUUGCUGUAAAAAUCUUCCCUUUACCACACAAAACUUGUAAAGUGAAUCCUAUUUAUUGAUGGCUGAUGCCUCAUUCUUUUUGCAUCAUCCUUCGUACUUCCAAGCUGCAAAGCUUCUUGUACAAAUGUACUAGUGUUUAAUGAAAAAGUAAUUUUUCUUAAUGUUUGGAUCG